Messenger RNA from Neoarthrinium moseri, 1107 nucleotides. RefSeq lists its product as uncharacterized. Gene Ontology annotation, biological process: nucleotide-excision repair; mitotic DNA replication checkpoint signaling; meiotic DNA integrity checkpoint signaling. NCBI's taxonomy places the organism in Eukaryota, Fungi, Ascomycota, Sordariomycetes, Amphisphaeriales, Apiosporaceae. The record is from RefSeq and is a predicted model, not a curated record. Gene Ontology annotation, cellular component: nucleolus; checkpoint clamp complex; site of double-strand break. The transcript has 4 exons. The coding region runs from base 1 to 1107 and encodes 368 amino acids.
AUGCGGUUCAAGACCGAUCUGAAGAAUGUCAAGACGUUCUCCAAACUCACCGCGGCGCUCUCGUCCCUGGAGAAGGUGGCCUGGAUGCGCCUCGACGAUGACACGGUCCGCUUCACCGUGAUCCCCGAUCAGGGAUCCCAAGUGUGGGCCUCCCUCUCCAUGGACCACAUCUUCGACUCGUACCAGCUCCAGUCCGCCGAGCCGCACAACACCAUCAACCUCGAGCUCCCCCUGGGCCCGCUCCAUCGCGCCCUCAAGUCCGCCGACGACAAGAACUGCACCUCGGCCUCCCUGCGCCUCACCAAGAAGAACAACGUGCCCCUGCUGUCCAUGACCAUCACGACCACCACCACGUCCAGCUCCGGCCCGGCCUACUCGCGCUUUGCCGGCCGUGGUGGUGGCAGUGGGCUAGCUCGCGACAACCUCGGCGGCCCCGGUCCCUUCGACGACGACGACGGCGAGUUCCCCGUCGAGCCCCUCGAGACGGAUCUCAACCGCGAGCGCGAGAAGAUCAUCACCCAGGACAUCCCCGUGCGCGUCCUGCACCCGGAGCACGUCGAGACCAUCAUGCAGCCCAAGGUGCGCGAGCCCGACGUCCACAUCCAGCUGCCGCCGCUGCUGUCGCUCAAGGCUAUCUCGGACCGCUUCACCAAGCUGGCCGUGGCCGCGCGCACGGGCUCCUCGUCCUCGGCCGCGGCGGGCGCCAACGGCUCGUCGGCCGCCGCCUCCUCGUACAGCCCCAAGCUGGAGAUCUCGGCCAACAUGCACGGGUCGCUGCGGCUGGCGCUGACGGCCGACUCGCUCGACGUCGCCAGCCAGUGGGACGGCCUGGAGAACCCGGAGCUCGACCCGGGCCAGCUCAACUGCCCGCUCGAGGACCACCCGUCGACGCGGUUCCGCGAGGGCGGGCCCGGCCGCUGGGCCACGGUCCGCGUCGACGGCCGCGACUGGAGCCGUGUCCUCAGCGUGGGGCGGCUCGAGGGCCGUGUCAUUGCGUGCUUCGCCGACGAGCACGCCCUAAUCCUAUACGUCUACGUCCCGCAGUAUGACGACGUCAGCGCGGAGGACAGCGUGGUUACUUAUUAUGUGUCCUCAUACAGCAUGUGA